This is a messenger RNA of Colossoma macropomum (tambaqui), 3569 nucleotides long. It is a transcript of the gene slc12a5b, whose product is annotated as solute carrier family 12 member 5b. NCBI's taxonomy places the organism in Eukaryota, Metazoa, Chordata, Actinopteri, Characiformes, Serrasalmidae. The transcript has 26 exons. Gene Ontology annotation, molecular function: potassium:chloride symporter activity. Gene Ontology annotation, biological process: chemical synaptic transmission; cell volume homeostasis; potassium ion import across plasma membrane. Gene Ontology annotation, cellular component: membrane. Bases 77 to 3460 code for a protein of 1127 amino acids. The record is from RefSeq and is a predicted model, not a curated record.
UGUGUGCGUGUGAUUUGCUCUCGCUCGGCGGCUGGUUGGAGCAGCAGCGGCGGUGUUACAGUGGAAGAAGGCUGACAUGCUCAACAACGUAACCGACUGUGAGGAGGGCGAGGGGGGCACCAACAGCCAGGGAGAUGGAAACCCCAAAGAGAGCAGCCCUUUUAUCAACAGCAGCAGCAGCAGUGAUGUUGAAAAGAGCCAGCAGUAUGAUGGCAAAAACAUGGCCUUGUUUGAGGAGGAGAUGGACACGAGUCCCAUGGUUUCCUCUUUGCUCAGCAGUCUGGCCAAUUACUCUAACCUGCCACAGGGCAGCAAGGAACACGAGGAGGCUGAGAACAAUGAGGAGGCCCGCAAGAAACCAGUACAGGCUCCUCGUAUGGGCACAGUGAUGGGUGUGUACCUGCCGUGUAUGCAGAACAUCCUGGGUGUGAUUCUGUUCCUCAGGAUGACCUGGCUUGUGGGCGUCGGUGGGGUCAUGGGCACCUUCCUCAUUGUCUUCAUGUGCUGCUCAACAACUAUGCUGACUGCCAUUUCAAUGAGUGCAAUUGCCACAAAUGGAGUUGUGCCAGCUGGUGGGUCCUACUAUAUGAUCUCACGUUCACUGGGACCGGAGUUUGGCGGGGCAGUGGGGAUCUGUUUCUACCUGGGCACCACCUUUGCUGGAGCUAUGUACAUCCUGGGCUGCAUUGAGAUCUUACUGGUCUAUAUAGUGCCGCAGGCUGCUAUAUUUCAGAUUGAGGGUCUGGAGGGACCAGAGGCUGAAGCAGGAAUGCUCAACAACAUGCGUGUGUACGGCACCAUUGUGCUCUCUUUCAUGGCUCUGGUCGUCUUUGUUGGCGUCAAGUAUGUCAACAAGCUGGCUCUGGUCUUCCUCGCCUGUGUCAUCCUCUCCAUCUUGGCUGUGUAUGCUGGGGUUAUCAAGUCCGCUUUCGACCCACCGGACUUUCCGAUCUGUAUGCUGGGAAACCGAACCCUAAUGUCCAAGGGCUUAGAUAUCUGCGCAAAGACCAUAGAGCGAGGCAACAGCACAGUCACCACUAAGCUCUGGAGACUCUUUUGCGACUCAGAAUUCCUCAACGCCACCUGUGACGAAUACUUCACCAAUAACAACAUCACUCAGGUCCAGGGCAUCCCCGGAGUGACCAGUGGCAUCCUGGCAGAGAAUCUCUUUAGCUUCUUCAUGGAGAAGAAUGAAAUAUUGGAAAAGAGAGGAAUACCAGCUGUGGUUGACCCCGACAUUCCAGCAACCAACACUAACCGCUACGUACUAGCUGACAUCACCAGCUUCUUCACCCUACUGGUGGGCAUCUACUUCCCUUCUGUCACAGGUAUCAUGGCUGGCUCAAACCGGUCUGGUGACCUGCAGGACGCACAGAAGUCCAUCCCAAUCGGCACCAUCCUGGCCAUCUCCACCACCUCCACAAUAUACAUGUCCUGUGUGGUUCUGUUUGGGGCCUGUGUUGAGGGAGUGGUCUUGAGAGACAAGUUUGGUGAAGGCGUGAAUGGUAACCUGGUCAUUGGUACCUUAGCAUGGCCCUCCCCCUGGGUUAUUGUGUUUGGUUCCUUCUUCUCCACCUGUGGGGCGGGGCUUCAGAGCUUGACUGGAGCACCUCGCCUCUUACAGGCCAUUGCUCGGGACGGGAUCAUCCCCUUCCUCAGGGUGUUUGGUCAUGGGAAGGCUAACGGUGAGCCCACAUGGGCUCUGCUCCUGACAGCCAGCAUCUGUGAGAUUGGCAUCAUCAUCGCCUCUCUGGACGCUGUAGCGCCCAUUCUCUCCAUGUUCUUCUUGAUGUGCUACAUGUUUGUGAAUCUGGCCUGCGCUCUGCAGACUCUCCUCAGGACCCCGAACUGGAGGCCACGCUUCAAAUUCUACCAUUGGGCUCUAUCUUUCCUGGGCAUGAGCUUGUGUCUCUCCCUGAUGUUCAUCUGCUCCUGGUAUUACGCUAUUGUGGCUAUGGGCAUAGCUGGCUGCAUCUACAAAUACAUCGAGUUCUGCGGGGCUGAGAAAGAGUGGGGUGAUGGGAUACGUGGGAUUUCUCUCAGCGCUGCCCGUUAUGCUCUGAUGAGGCUGGAGGAAGGACCCCCACACACAAAGAACUGGAGGCCUCAGAUCUUGGUGCUCGUGGGUUUGGAUGGAGAGCAGAACGUGGAGCAGCCACGGUUGCUGUCAUUGACCAAUCAGCUGAAGGCGGGCAAAGGCUUGACCAUCGUGGGCGCUUGUGUAGAGGGCACCUAUCUCAACAACCACCCACAGGCACAGAAAGCAGAUCAGUCCCUGAGGAAGCUGAUGGAGACAGAGCGGGUGAAGGGUUUCUCUCAGGUGGUUAUCUCCUCUAACCUGCGUGAUGCCACGUCUCACUUGAUCCAGGCUGGGGGACUCGGAGGCUUACGCCACAAUGCUGUGCUUGUCAGCUUUCCCAAAAACUGGAAACAGGCGGCGGACAACCAGCGCCUGAGGAACUUUAUCGAGGUUGUCAGGGAGACCACAGCAGCUCACUUGGCUCUGAUAGUGCCCAAGAACAUCUCUGCAUAUCCUUCAAAUGGCGAGCGCUUCACUGAGGGCCACAUCGAUGUCUGGUGGAUUGUGCAUGAUGGAGGCAUGCUGAUGCUCCUGCCCUUCCUGCUGCGCCAGCACAAGGUGUGGAGGAAGUGUAAGAUGCGCAUCUUCACUGUGGCUCAGAUGGAUGAUAACAGCAUUCAAAUGAAGAAGGACCUGUUGACCUUCCUCUACCACCUGCGCCUGGAUGCUGAAGUGGAGGUGGUGGAAAUGCAUGACAGUGAUAUCUCAGCCUACACCUAUGAGAAAACACUGGUGAUGGAGCAAAGAUCUCAGAUUCUCAAAGAGAUGCACCUGACCAAGAACGAGCGGGAGAGAGAGAUUCAAAGCAUCACAGAUGUGUCCCGUGGCUCCAUCCGCCGAAAGAACCCAUCUAACCUGCAUCCCCAGAAAAGCAUCACCGAGGAGCCAGCAGGGGGCAGCAUGGAGGAGAAACCAGAGGAAGAGUCUCUCCGUCUCUCCCGUCCUCGACAGGUGCAGCUCAUCCAGGGUAAGAAUGCCAUGCCCACUCCCACAAGCCCCACCUCCCCGGCUUCACUAAGCGUGGGGGCAGUGACCCCUGGAGAGGAGGUGCAGAUGACCUGGAGCGACGAUAUAGAUAAGGGAAAGAAUCCAGCCGUGGCUAACCCAGAGACUGUCAGAGAUAUGUUCAAUAUGAAACCGGAAUGGGAAAACCUGAACCAGUCAAAUGUGAGGCGCAUGCAUCACGCACAGAAGCUGAAUGAAGUCAUUGUGAAAAAGUCACAAGAAGCAAAGUUGGUCCUACUAAACAUGCCUGGACCUCCCAAAAACCUCACAGGAGAGGAGAACUACAUGGAGUUCCUGGAGGUGCUGACUGAGGGUCUCAAUCGGGUCCUCCUUGUGCGCGGUGGAGGACGUGAGGUUAUCACCAUCUACUCUUGAAGGGCAAAGCUCACCAAAUCUUUCUCAUCCCAUUUUCCUACUGCAUAGACUGAACACCCCAGUGUCCACAGACGCCACCAUGAGCAAUAUAGCCCCAGCACAUAUCAGA